Molecule: messenger RNA, 2179 nt
Organism: Liolophura sinensis
Lineage: Eukaryota; Metazoa; Mollusca; Polyplacophora; Chitonida; Chitonidae
Exons: 4
Coding region: 201-1229 (342 amino acids)
Biological process (GO): canonical Wnt signaling pathway; non-canonical Wnt signaling pathway
Cellular component (GO): plasma membrane
Molecular function (GO): Wnt-protein binding; Wnt receptor activity
Source: RefSeq, a predicted model, not a curated record
GUCGGCCCUUGAUCUGGAUGGACGGGCAGGGCAGAUAGUUCGAAAGCCCAUCCCUGGGGAACGAGAUUGCUGACUUCCGCAGAUGCUCACAGACAACAGCAGAAACAGACAGGGCGAUCAGAGCCAGGAUUAAAUGGGUCUGUGUCUGCGAUCCUGCUAUCAUAUGUCCCUCAAUCCUCGCAAGUUCCUUACCGGCCACAAUGGGGAAUAGUACUUAUGCCACGGUGCCACCAGUCAGUCAGCUGAUUGUCACUGUAGUUAUUCUGAUCUGUGGAGUCUGCCAAACGUUGUCCCUUGGAUUUACUUUACCUCAAACUUCACGGGUAUGUGAUGAUCUCACGAUAGAUGUGUGUAAAAAACUGAAUCUCUAUAACCAAACUGUUUUACCGAAUUUCUUCGAGCAUACAAAUCAAUCAGAAGCUGAAAGAGCGAUCUACACUUAUAAAGAACCUCUAAAUAUGGGAUGUUCUGUGGAGUUGUUACCAUUCCUCUGCGCAUUGCACGCGCCCCCUUGCCAGGGGUCAAUCAAUCUACCGUGUAGAGAAUGGUGUGUCCAGAUACAGGAGCAGUGUGGGAAGACAAUGGAAGAUGAGGGACGUGAAUGGCCAGAGGCACUCCAGUGUCACUUAUUACCACCAGCUUCUCAUCACCAGUGCCUACUACUUACAGACUUGCAACUACAGAAUAGCGGUAACAGGGGGUUGGAAGCUAGACACAAAUCACAGAACAAGCCAGUGUUCAUGCUAUCACCGGGCGCCAUAACAGAGUAUGAUUUCGCUAAGGAUGACGUCACGUCCCCGGCCACGUCAUUCCUCAGACGGCGUUAUGACGUCAUCGACUUGGGGGAUCCCAUGUAUUUCCAGGGCUGGGCUGACGUUCAGGGUCAGGGGGCUGCCAAUGAUUACUGCCGUGUGAUUGGGAAGAAAAAGAGAAGAUUUCUGUCUUGCGCAUUGGCGGGCAGCUCGGGGCAAGGUCACACAUUCGUGUCACAGAGAGGGGUUGACCUGGGUCAUCAAAGCACGUGGUUUAUGCGAGACAUCGACGGGGACGGACGAGACGAUUACUGCAGAUGUGUCGGAGAGAAGCCUCAGACGAGAAUAAGUUGUCUAAAGGCCGGUCAGCUGGGGUUUUAUGGAAGUCCGCUGCAAUCUGGAGAUCAGUAUACCUUUGAUAUUCCCGCAUCAGGCAAUUGCCACGACAGGCCGCUGAACCCUUACCACGGGGUGUAGAUGAGGUUCUCAUCUCAGGUGUAGAUCAGGAGAAGGAAAAGUUCUCACCUUGGAGUUGGGUGAUGGGAAGGAAAGGUUCUAACCACGCGGUUCAGAGAAGUGGAAGAAAGGGUUUUCACCACGGGGUGUAGAAUACAGAAAGAUGGUGUUCUUACCAUGAGGGUAUAGGUCAGGGGAAAGAAAGAUUGUCACUAGGGGUGGGGAGAUCAGGGGAAAGAAAGAUUAUCAUCAGGGGGGUAGACCAGGGGAAAGAAAGCUUGUCACUAUGGGUGGGCAGAUAAGGGGAAAGAAAGCUUGUUUUAGUGGCAUUUAGAAGUUGGCACGCAAGUACACUAGACAAGACAUUGCUUACGACUUGCUAGUCCUUCAAACCGACUAGGAACCCCACCAAGCCUAACUAGUACACUCCCCCUUACCACACCCUAAAGCGCCUAAGCCCGUUGAAUUUACCCCUUAAUCGUCUGAGCACUACUUCCCUAUAUGCUCUAUUGUGUUCUUACCUGUUGACACCUGUAGCUUUACUUGCUAUAUUUAAGCACUUUAUGUUAUGAUGUCAUUCACUUGAUAACGAUGCUAGUAUCUGCAUCGAAACGUCGUGACAAUAAAACCUAGAAGUUGUAAAUCCAUAAGCAAUGCCUUGUCUAGUGUAAGAAAUCUUGUCACCAGGGGGACAGAUCGUGAGGAAAAUGCCUGUCACCAAUGGGGUGGAUCAGGGGGAGAAAAGCUUGUUACUAGGGGUGGACAGUUCAGGGGAAAGAAAGCUUGUCACCAGGGGGGUAGAUCAGCGAAAAAAAUCUUGUCACCAGGGGUGGGAAUAUCAGGGGAAAGAAAGCUUGUCACCAGGGGGUAGAUCAGCGAAAAAAAGCUUGUCACCAGGGGUGGGAAUAUCAGGGGAAAGAAAGCUUGUCAUCAGGGGGGUAGAUCAGGGAAAAAAACUUGUCAUCACGGGU